This is a messenger RNA of Vespa mandarinia (Asian giant hornet), 644 nucleotides long. Its product is annotated as ARL14 effector protein. The record is from RefSeq and is a predicted model, not a curated record. NCBI's taxonomy places the organism in Eukaryota, Metazoa, Arthropoda, Insecta, Hymenoptera, Vespidae. Gene Ontology annotation, cellular component: intracellular membrane-bounded organelle.
AUUACUUUUUAUUUAUGGUUUAUAAUUUGAUGACAAUAGAAUGUCUGAUGAAAAAAUGUUGAAAACGAACAUGGAAACAAACUCGUCUUCCGGAGAACCCGUGACGCAGCAAAUAAACAACGUAGAAAUGCCACCACGAUCUAGAGGUGGUCGAGGUUCGAGACAAAGAGCAGUGGACAACAUAACCAAAAAAUUUCUUCGAAAUUUCGAUCCUGAACGUAGCGAAAGAGAAAAACGUAAAUUACAUCGUCGUUUGUAUCAAGGAAGUAAACGUCACACCUUGUACAACGAUCAAGGUAUUUGGGUCAUAACUGGAGACGAUUUAUGUGAUUGUUUAAGUUUGGAUUGUGCAGGAUGUCAUUUUCCAUGUCCUAAAUGUUCCUCUACAAAGUGUGGCCACGAGUGCAGGAACAAUCGCAAAUGGACUUACGAUACGAUCGAAAACGAAGGCAGUGAUGUUACAACGAAAAAUCCAGUUCUCAAAGAAACUUAAAUAAACAUAAGAGCAUUGUACGCAACGAAGCGACGCCCUACGAAAAUAUUGAUUUUCUGUGAUUUUUCUUCGACGUAGAGUGCAGGUAAUGCGCACGUAUUAAUGCACGUGUCUACUAUUACUACGUAGAGAGAGAGAGAGAGAGAGAGAG